Molecule: messenger RNA, 1550 nt
Organism: Sorex fumeus (smoky shrew)
Lineage: Eukaryota; Metazoa; Chordata; Mammalia; Eulipotyphla; Soricidae
Product: interferon-induced, double-stranded RNA-activated protein kinase-like
Exons: 13
Coding region: 300-1247 (315 amino acids)
Biological process (GO): protein phosphorylation
Molecular function (GO): protein kinase activity; ATP binding
Source: RefSeq, a predicted model, not a curated record
UGGCUGUGCUGCUCGCCCAUCACAAAAGCCUGGUGACUGAGGGUUUCGGGUCACGUGCAGAAUCAACGGGAAAGUCUACGGCAGGGAGUUGGCUGGCUCCAAGCAGAAGGCCAAGCAGCUGGCCGCCCAGAGGGCCCUUGAGAAGUUCCACUCGGAGGACGCGGCCGCGAGACCCGAAGUGCCCCCGGAGGCGUCCAUCGCGUCCAGCAGUGAGAGCAGUUCCUUGCUCAGAUCCCGCAGGCUCAGCACCCUUGAGUCGCUCUCUGGAAGAAGCUCCCUUGACAGAAACUGCCGCAGUGAUGGCUGGGACUCCUCCCCGUCCUUGGGCACCUCCAGCAGCAGCAGCAGCAGCAGACAGCUGCCUGUACACCACGGAGAAGAGCUUUCUUGAGCACUUCACAGACAUCAAACCAAUUGGCACUGGAGGAUACGGGCAAGUUUUCAAAGCUCGUCACAAGAUUGAUGGCAAGACUUAUGUUAUUAAGCGCGUAAAAUACGACAACGAGAAAGUGAAGCGUGAAGUCGAAGCUCUGGCGGAGCUCAGGCACCCGAACAUCGUUCUCUACCACGACUGCUGGAAGGGGCCCGACCGCUGCUUCAGGGACUAUGAGUGGAGCAGUCCACUUGAAGAUGAGGAAGAAUCUCCUCAUGCUAGCGGGCCGGAGACUGAAUGCCUUUUCAUCAAAAUGGAAUUCUGUGGUCAGGGGACCCUGGAAGAGUGGAUCGACAGGAUGAGGAAACAGGAGCCCGACACGGCCCUGGCAUUACAGUUUUUUGAACAAAUAGUUGAAGGUGUGAAUUACAUACACGAAAAAGGAUAUAUUCAUAGAGACCUCAAGCCGUCGAACAUAUUUCUGGUGGAUGAAAAGCAAAUAAAGAUCGGAGACUUUGGGUUUGUCACCUCCCUGGAAAACGACAGCCAACGGACCACGGACACAGGGACCGAUUGGUACACGAGCCCGGAACAGAAUUCCUCAACCGAUUAUGGAAGCGAAGUGGACAUCUAUGCCUUGGGGAUCAUUUUCCUGGAACUUACUCACAUCUGUAAAACUUCUUCGGAAAUGGCAAAGAUCUUUUCACAGCUAAAGGAAGGAGAAAUCCCCAAAGAAUUCAGCGGCAGAAAAAAAGCUCUCCUGGAGCAAUUACUCGCGCUGGACCCCUCGAAGCGACCCAGUGCUCAGGAACUGCUGUAUACCUUGAGGAGCUGGAAGGACGGGGCUGGGUCCAUCGAGCACAGGACGUGCUAGAGUCUUUCGGAGAAGGCCGCAGCCGACAUUCCUGGUCUAGGAACUGUUAAGAACUUGUUAGGGAGAAUUGUUAAAACUGGGGGCGGGAGCAGUUGUACAGCAGGGAGGGUGUUUGCCUUGCCCGCGGCCAACCCGGGUUCGAUUUCCAGCAUCGUAUAUGGUCCCCCGAGCACCGCCAGGAGUAAUUCCUGAGUGUAGAGCCAGGAGUAACCCCUGUGCAUCACCGGGUGGGACCCAUUUUUUUUUUAUCUUAAAUUACUAUUAAAUUAUCUUAAGUUACUAUUAAAAACAAGCAUUUGCGGC